CCACAUCAUCCUGUCGCGUGUCGUGUCCCACCUGCCGCCAUUCCUCCAUUUUUCUCCUGCCGCGCUCCGCUAGUAUGACCCUCACGGUGUCGGAAACGGACAGCAAUAGUCUAAGGAAUCCGGACAUGACCGAAACUCUACCAAGCUCUGAACUAUCCCUACUAGCCAAACUGGAGGCCGCCAACAAAUUGAUUGAGAGUGACUCGAAGAGUCUCAACUCGCUCCAGAGCUCGGCGCACAGCCGCAAAAGUUCCGACACGAGCCAGAUCAGCCUUAAUUCGGGCGCCUCCUCGGUCGGUGAGGAGGAUGUGUGGUCAACCUGGGCCAGCAUCGUCACCGACUGGGAGGCGAGCCAGAAGCGCAAAGGACCGACGGUAAAGGAGCUCGUCCGCAAGGGCAUACCGCAUCAUUUUCGGGCGAUCGUGUGGCAGCUACUAUGUGGUGCUUCCGAUGCGGACAAGAAGCAGUACGCCGAGUACAUCAAGGCGACGAGUGCGUGCGAGAAGGUGAUCCGUCGUGACAUUGCCCGUACAUAUCCGGAGCAUGACUUCUUCAAGGAGAAGGACGGGCUUGGUCAGGAAGCGCUGUUUAAUGUGAUGAAGGCGUACUCACUUCACGACCGUGAAGUUGGCUACUGUCAGGGAUCUGGUUUUAUUGUUGGACUGCUUCUAAUGCAGAUGCCCGAAGAGGAAGCAUUUGCAGUGCUGGUUCAGAUAAUGCAACAGUAUCGCAUGCGCGACAUGUUCAAACCUUCCAUGGCGGAACUCGGGCUGUGCAUGUACCAGCUGGAGAAUAUCGUACAGGAACAAAUACCGGAGCUUCAUCUGCAUUUCCAAUCGCAAAGCUUCCAAACGUCCAUGUACGCAUCGAGCUGGUUCCUAACCCUGUACACUACCGCGCUUAAUCUCACGCUCAGCUGUCGCAUCAUGGACGUAUUCCUGUCGGAAGGGAUGGAGUUUAUUUUCAAGGUUGCGAUCGCACUUCUUACGAUCGGCAAGGACACGUUGCUUUCAUUAGACAUGGAAGCGAUGCUUAAGUACUUCCAGAAAGAGUUGCCGCAAAAGGUUGAAAACGAUGCGGACGGACUGUUUAAUUUGGCCUUCCAGGUGAAGAUCAACACGAAAAAGAUGAAAAAGAUGGAGAAAGAAUAUGCUGAUCUGCGCAAGAAGGAACAGGAGGAGAUGGUUGAGCUAAGGCGACUUCGAAGUGAAAACCGCUUGCUUAAAAAACGAAACGAACUACUCGAGGCAGAAAGUGCCGAACUGGCCGAUCGGCUCGUCCGGGGGCAGGUGUCUCGUGCCGAAGAGGAGGAAACCAGCUACGCAAUUCAAUCCGAACUGCUCGCCCUUCGGAGGGCCCAUCUGGAAGUUUCGCAUCAGCUCGAGAACGCAAAUGAGGAAGUGCGGGCGCUUAGUUUACGGCUACAGGAAAAUAAUCCGGACAAUUCGCUCGAAUCCAAUAACUCUCGACAGAACUCGUUUGACGAGUUGAUCAUGAAAGAGGAAGCGCUAAAGCAACGCGACGAAAUGGUUUCAUGUCUGCUCGAGGAACUGGUCAAGGUGCGGCAGGGUCUCGCCGAAAGUGAGGAUGUGAUUCGCAACUUAAAGACUAAAAUCCAAGAGCUGGAAGAGGAUAAAAAACGACUCCGCGAAACCACAACCGACAACUCGGUGGCACAUCUGCAGGACGAGCUGAUUGCGAGUAAGCUGCGCGAGGCGGAAGCUAGCCUAUCGCUGAAAGAUCUCAAACAGCGUGUGCAAGAGCUAAGUACCCAGUGGCAGCGGCAGCUUUCAGAACAGCGCAACGAUCCAGCCGCAAGUCAAGACUCCGGUGCAAAAAAGCUGCUGUUCUGGGAGUCGGGCCGCUCGCAAGAUUUGCAAAAGCUCGAAGAAGAACUGAUGACCACCCGGAUACGGGAGAUGGAAACGCUGACCGAACUGAAAGAGCUACGGCUGAAGGUGAUGGAGCUCGAGACGCAGGUGCAAGUUUCCACGAAUCAGCUCCGGCGACAGGACGAGGAAAGCAAGAAAGUAAAGGAAGAGCUCGAGGAGGCACUCGUUCGGGAGCGCGAGCUCGCGAACAAGGCACGGGAACAGCAGCACCGUUACUCCGAUCUCGAAUCUCGCAUGAAGGACGAGCUGAUGAAUGUGAAGAUUAAGUUUACCGAGCAAAGUCAAACGGUGGCGGAGCUGAAGCAGGAAAUUUCAAGACUGGAAACUAAGAACUCGGAAAUGCUAGCCGAGGGUGAGCUGCGAUCGAAUCUGGACGAAUCAGACCGUGUCCGAGAUCUUCAGGACAAAGUCGCCGAGCUAAAAGCGGAGCUGACUGCCAUUAAAAGCCGUGGAACGGCUUUGAACCUGCGAAAGAUUAAGAGCACCUCGAUACAGUCGAUCGAUUCGAACGAGAUCGAUUUUGCCGAAAUACAGCUUUCGUCCAAAAUGAACAUUCCCGGACAGCAGCAACAAACGGUAGCAGCAGCAGCAGCAGCGAGUUCCGGUUCUCCAUCGUGAAAACGGGCUUGCA
Molecule: messenger RNA, 2523 nt
Organism: Anopheles maculipalpis
Lineage: Eukaryota; Metazoa; Arthropoda; Insecta; Diptera; Culicidae
Gene: Evi5
Product: ecotropic viral integration site 5 ortholog
Exons: 9
Coding region: 75-2510 (811 amino acids)
Source: RefSeq, a predicted model, not a curated record